CCCGACACGCGUGAUCUAGAAUCGUCUUCCGUCUGUCAAGCUCCGCGGCCCAUCUCGAGCACUCGCCCCGCGGCCAUGAAGGAUCCCUUUGAGGCGGCCGUCGAGGAGCAGGAGUCGCCGCCGGACUCGCCGGCGCAGCCCGAGGAGGACGCCGCCGCAGAGGCACCCCACGCGAUCUCCGAGGAUUAUGACGGCGGCGCAGCCUCCGGUGGCCCGCGCGCCCCGCCGCCGCGGCCGCAGCCUUCGUCGCAUGCCGGGCCCUCCACCUCGGUCGCCCCGGCCUUGCCUAGGACCAAGGUCCGGCACCAGAAGGAGCAAGAUGACGACGACGACGAGGAAGACCACAUGGAGGUUGACCUCGACAAGCUGCCCUCCGGCACCAGCGACCCCGACAAGCUUGCCAAGAUGAAUGCUCUACUGUCCCAAUUUACUGAAGACCAGAUGAACCGGUAUGAGUCAUUUCGGAGAUCUGGAUUCCAGAAAUCGAACAUGAAAAAGCUAUUGGCGAGUAUUACUGGAAGUCAGAAGAUAUCUAUGCCAACAACGAUUGUGGUAUCAGGAAUAGCAAAGAUGUUUGUUGGUGAGGUUAUUGAAACAGCUAGAAUAGUUAUGACUGAGAGGAAGGAUUCUGGACCCAUCAGACCUUGCCACAUCAGAGAAGCAUACCGAAGAUUGAAGCUUGAAGGGAAGAUCCCAAAGCGAUCUGUUCCAAGGCUCUUCCGCUAGAAUUGAAGCUUGUAUGUUGAUGCCACUCAGAACCUGUAUGAUUCUAUUCAUUUUACUUUGGUUUUCAAUGUUCUCUUUAUUUGCCAUCACAAAAUGAGCAAAGAACAAGCUGAGUCCCAAGGGGAAGUAUGAUGCUGCUGCUCUGUAUUGGCUGUAAGGUCGUGUCUGUUAACUAGCUGUACCGUGGCAACAAUCGUGUCCGUUGAAUCUGGUGGCAAUUCAUUUCGUGACAUGAUCCA
Molecule: messenger RNA, 965 nt
Organism: Brachypodium distachyon (stiff brome)
Lineage: Eukaryota; Viridiplantae; Streptophyta; Magnoliopsida; Poales; Poaceae
Product: transcription initiation factor TFIID subunit 11
Exons: 4
Coding region: 76-726 (216 amino acids)
Biological process (GO): RNA polymerase II preinitiation complex assembly; transcription initiation at RNA polymerase II promoter
Cellular component (GO): nucleus; transcription factor TFIID complex
Molecular function (GO): transcription coactivator activity; protein heterodimerization activity
Source: RefSeq, a predicted model, not a curated record